AACUUGGUGAUGUUGCCUCACCUGGUGGUGCUAGAAACGCCUUUUGCAGACACUUCGUACCGCCUCUACCCUGGUUCUACGUUCACUGCGACCGAGCCAGGCUGUGUCCGCAUCAUCUACAUUCUGCAUCCCGUUCAUCCCGUUCAUCGCGCUAUGCAGCGUCCUCCGCGGGAAGCGGCUCUCAAAGACCAAGUCAUCCAGGCCUUCUGACGAUGACGUUGACUGUUUGUUCUCCCAGCUUUGGCAGCACUGUCUUGCACCAAAACGGUGGGAAGAGCCGGGAAGGAGGAGACAUCGCACUCUGCUCGUAGUUCUGGUACUGGCGUGGUACCUAUCCCAAACAGGAUCCCAAAAAAUGUCAUCCCGCGAAAUGGCCUUGAAGGUCAGCCGGCGACCCUCGACGGGCAUUGACAUUGGGCUUGUUCUCCCAGAAGUGACACGAUUGCAAAUUCCGAGACGUUGCGGCUGAUAUGAUCUUGACCAGCGAAGGGUCUCGAAAAUACGCGUGCGGAGAGCGGGCCAGGUGGCAGUACUUGCUCAGCGAGCGGAAGGUAGGUUGCACUUUUGAAAGUUAGGACUAGCUUUCCUCCUCUCGGUGUGGAUAUCCUCUCUGUAGCAGCCGCGGCCGCUGCAUAGCCUCAUGUCUAUCUUGGGUACGUAAUGGGGGUUUCGUUUGUUCGUAAUAUCCAUGUUCGAUUGUACGCGCCACUCUUGUGACGUGCCCCUUGCUAUUACUGCAAGCUUGCACCUAGGUAUUUCAGGGCACACACCGAGGUUAUACACAUGGUUGGCCUCUCCCCAACCCCUGCUAGAAAGUCGGCCAAUUAAUGAUGAUAUGACACGGGACGCACAACGCACUCGAUGUUCCUCUCGCGCAUUAGAAGCUUAUGGAGAGCCUCCGCUCGCGGACAUCUCGGACAUCCCGGGCAUUCCGGUCGUGCUAGCAUUCUCGGUAUACUUGACGUCAGCCCAAGGCAUUUCACGUCGAUGAAACCUUCC
Dichomitus squalens LYAD-421 SS1 is the source of this 999-nucleotide messenger RNA. RefSeq lists its product as uncharacterized. Lineage: Eukaryota; Fungi; Basidiomycota; Agaricomycetes; Polyporales; Polyporaceae. The record is from RefSeq and is a predicted model, not a curated record. The transcript is spliced from 6 exons. Bases 689 to 991 code for a protein of 100 amino acids.